CUAGCUUCUAAUUUCUUUCACAACUUCUUCAACCUUACACCUCCCUCAUAAAUAUGGUAGUAAUAUUUAUAAAUCAGUUCUAAUUUUUACUUUUAUAUUAUCUUCCUCUCACAAAAUCACUCACCGGAAAAAUAGAAGAUCUCAGUGCUGCCGUUGUCUCUGCUGGUUCAUCGGCAUCAUUGUAGCUUUAAUCUGCUCCUCGCCAUCGCCGCCGGUGUUUUAUACUUGGUGUUUCGGCUAGAAGCGCCUAAGUAUUCGAUCAAACGCGUCUCCGUCAAGGGAAUGAACCUCACCUCGCAGUCUCUGAUCUCGCCGAAGUUUGACGUCUCUGUUAGCGCUGAUAAUGGUAACCGUAAGAUCGAAAUCUACUACAACAAUGAUAGCACUGUUGAACUGUUUUACAAAAAUGUUAACCUCUGUAACGGCGCGAUACCGACAUUUUAUCAGUUGUCGAAUAAUGUAACGGUGUUGAAGCGUAACAGGGUAAUGGUUGCUGGAUCUAAUCGGAAAGCGUUACUGAAUGCUGUUAAGAAACAGAGUUUGUCGUUAACGUUGAAGCUGAGGGCUCCGAUGAAAUUCAAAAUCGUAAUUGUGAAGACGUCGACGUUUAACGUUAAGGUUCACUGUGUUGUGACGGUGGCUGAGUUAACGGAGAAAGCGAAGAUUGUUAACAGAGAUUGCAGUUACGGUUUGGAUAUUUGAAAAUGGUGAUGAAAUUCAUUAUUUGAAUUUAGCCAUUUCGAGAUUAGAAUGAAAUACAUUUUUUUUUCUUAAGG
Molecule: messenger RNA, 776 nt
Organism: Vicia villosa (hairy vetch)
Lineage: Eukaryota; Viridiplantae; Streptophyta; Magnoliopsida; Fabales; Fabaceae
Product: NDR1/HIN1-like protein 13
Exons: 1
Coding region: 283-702 (139 amino acids)
Cellular component (GO): plasma membrane
Source: RefSeq, a predicted model, not a curated record